AAUAAACACUUGCCUGUAGGAAAUGAAAUGUCAACUUCCUGAAGGUUAUAAAGCUGUGGCCACUUCCGACUUGGUGAACAGUCAUUUGAGAGCGUCAGAGGUAACAGCAUCAGUGUCAGUCGUGGCUGUGAUCUAACGAAAACUAGGCAGACAAAGAAAUGGCUGCACGUAACGCACUUUUAGCGAGGCCCCAAUGGCUUAUCGCCAACCAGCUGACAAUGCCGCUAAUAACAGUAGCCGACGACGGGAAAAAAUCUGUCCGCGGACUCGUUGCGGUGACUGUUCAGUUUACGAUUUUUCUCGACACUCUCUUUGUAGAGAAAGCUGUACAGGGGCAAGGAAGGAGCAUGGAACAGGACCAAUUUCAAAUCUACAAAAGUAUAGAGGGGGCCUUACAAGUAGCAGGAAUGGAUGGUAAAGCCUGUCUUCUGCGCACCAUUUGUGAGAUACAACAAAACCAGAUAGGACAGUACACAUUGGCAGGCGAAUUUGCUACUUUACUUCUAACUCCCAAAAAAGGAGAAACGGGAUUUACCGGGUUCCUUCAUGACUAUUUAAUGGCCGAGAAGGUUGGCAGAUCGCUCAAUCAGUCCUGCAGUGAUUCGUUUCCACGUUGCCCACUGUCACUUUUUGAAUACUUCCGUUCGUACGGGACCAGCAGUGCGGCCAAUGAUGCAGCUAACCACGAUGAGAUUCUUGAGCCGAGUUCCAUUCCCGAAGAGAUUGAGCCGUUAAAGCAUAGCUCAUCUGCAACGAGAGACGAUAACGGAGCUGACCACCAAAUGAAAAUGGAAAACGACGCAACGUCCGUCCGGAAGAAGCAUCCCUUUGGAGUGGGAAAUGAAAUUUAAUCGCCACAGUUUUAUUUAUUUAAUGUAUAAUGCAAUUUCUGUUUGAAAUGAAAACAAACGUGAUUAGGAGCGAUGUUCCUAGAUUUCGAUAAAGCUGAAGAUUGCUGUCAAGAAGAGACGACUGCCUGUAUCAACAAAGUGGAAACGCUACAUUUAAACGAUGAUUUAUUUAUUACUAUGAUGUACCCAUUUUGGGUUUAUUCAAAAAAAUCCACACAUGUAAAAUACAAACCUGAAUCGAAA
Molecule: messenger RNA, 1094 nt
Organism: Daphnia magna
Lineage: Eukaryota; Metazoa; Arthropoda; Branchiopoda; Diplostraca; Daphniidae
Exons: 4
Coding region: 159-851 (230 amino acids)
Source: RefSeq, a predicted model, not a curated record